Molecule: messenger RNA, 3658 nt
Organism: Paramuricea clavata
Lineage: Eukaryota; Metazoa; Cnidaria; Anthozoa; Malacalcyonacea; Plexauridae
Source: the annotation of a GenBank genome assembly
AUGUUCAAACUUUGUUUUGUAGUUGCAGAAAAGUCAAGUUUGGUAGACAUAGAUCCUAAGCAGUUUUGUGGCUUCAAUCCAUGUGAUAUUUCCAAGUGCCUGCUUGCUCCACUUGGCUCCUGUGUCAGUGACUAUAAAUGUCGUCCUGUCUUUUUUGAUGAAAAUAACAAAAGACUUGAAAGUUGUGUUGGUAAGUUCACGUGAAUCACGUCUUUGCAAAUUGAUUAAUUUAAAUUUAAAUUGAUCAAUUAAUUAAUUAAUUGAUUGAUUAUUAAUUAAUUAAUUAAAAUUUGACGUAUGGCUCGGCCCCUUAUCGUCACCCAACAAUUCAAUCAGUAUUUACGUUCGGAAUUAUCGUUUACUCAAAUUUAUAGAUUGCGCACUCUCUUGCGCACACAGAGUUCACACACGAGUGAACAAAUGACAAGACAACGAUGUUCAAUUUAUUUUACGUUUAUCACUUCUAAAUGUAGGUGAGGCCUCGGCCAUUAACAACGUCUGCGCAGGAGGCUAUUCUAAAUGAUACUGCAAAGAUUGCGAUUGACAAUUUCAAUAGUUAUUAAAACCGUCAGGAAAAGAAAUUUUAGCUAUGUAGACCAACACCGCGGAAAAACGUCUGCGCAUGCGUCAACCUUACCUGUAAUAGUAUUGCGAACUUGAUGAGAAGCUGUUCCGAACGUUUCCGAAGGAUCAAAAUGGCGGUAAAAAGGAGUGACUUCAUUGUGCGUCUUUACAGUCAGAUUUCAAGCGCAAAAAUAAACAUGUCAUUCUAAAAACUAGAAAUAAAUACAGCCAGAAGGUUCAAGAAAUUGUAUUGUACAAGAACAUGAACUAAAGGUGAUUGUUGACAAAUUUAUCGUCUGAAACAUUUUGCUUAUCAACUAAGCAAUGACAAUUUCCGAAUUUUCGUUUGAGAUACAUUUCUUUAAAAAAAACUGUGUCGCCAAAUAUAAAAAAUUUGCGUGUUCACAAUAAUUAAACUUUAGGAUUUAUUCUACAAUUUGAGUGGGUUAAGAAGCUUAACUUUUCGGGAGUUUUCUUAACUUUUUAGUUUGAAUUUUUGUUUUGAAUAAUUUUGCAAAAAUUUUCGAAGUCGUGUCCGUUAAAAUCAACAAUUUUUUACAUGAAUUAUAUUUCAUUCCAUACUUUAAAUGCCGGGACGCUUUCAAUUAAUGUCUAGUCUACCCAUUUGCUAUAUUUUCUCGUUUGUUUUACUAAUUUUUGACCAAUUAAUAAGCAUGUUUUUGUUUUAGAAAUUGAUAUUCAAAUUCCCCGCCAUAUUUUCAUAAUUUGGUGCAUGCGCAGACGUUUUUCCGCGGUGUUAUGUAGACCAAAUAACUCAACAUGUUAUGUCACAGCGAUACUAAAUAUCUGAAAAACAUAAAUCAAAGGACUUGAAGAAGUUAGGAUCAAAGUUAUCUGGAGGAAAGUACUGAUGAAUCUGUCGUAUUGUGCAGAAUUGUUAUAGAUGAUUCGAUUAUUUCGAUUAUUGUUACGCAUGACCGAUUACGAAAAAAACCCCGAAAAAGUAAUCGAUCAAUCGAUUAAUUAUCGAUCAAUCGAUUGAUUGUGAGCAGCUAUUGAUAACAUUGAAAAAUUUAAGAUUAAGAUUGAGAAUCUCUUAAUCUCUGAAUGAGAAUUAAGAGAUUCGUUAAGAUCACAUCAGACUGUGAAAUGGACCUCGUGUUUUAAAUAAAGAUGUCAAUCAAUCAAUCAAUCAAUACGAGGCUCUUCUAACUGUUUGAUUCAAUUUCAGGAAAGCAUAUCUACAUUAGCCCGGCACAGGUACCCCAGGUGUGCAAGAUAAAUCCCUGCGAGUUUACUCGUUGUUUAUUGGACUUUACUGAAGAGCGUUGUGUAGUCGGGACAAAAUGCCAGGCGAUAUAUUACAGUGCUGAGGGACAGCCACAGAAAUGCACAGGUAAUAUUUUGACUGUUUGAUUAUCUUUAUCUGUUUUGUUUUGUCUUGCCCUGCCUAGAUAAUGCUUGCCUUCUCUUGUCUUGCCUUCCAAAAAGUACUUCAUUUGUACUGGAUAAGUCUGUCAAAUUCAAACAAGAGCCUUACCUUCCAAAAAACGUACUUCAUUUAUACUGGAUAAGUCUGUCAAAUUCAAACAAGAGCCUUACCUUCCAAAAGACGUACUUCAUUUAUACUGGAUAAGUCUGUCAAAUUUAAAACGUUCUCCCAAGAGGUUCGGUUGGGGCCAACCCCAUUUGGUUAUAUAGUGUUACUGCAGCAGAAACUACAUUAUGCGAAGGAAAUACUCUUCUCCCGGAGCUUAAACGAGUGUCGAAUCUGGCCAUAGCAACUCGUCAUGCUAUGCCAAUAAACGCACAUUUGGAUAGUAUGGAUAUAAUAUGGAUUUAGUGGUGCAAUUGCAAAUGUCAUAGUAUGGAUUUUUCAUUUUUUUCCCCAGUGAAAUGAAUUGACUUAAAUUCAAAAGUAUUAAAGUAGAACUGUCAUGAUGUCAUCUUUGAAUUUUGUGAAAUGACAUAGAAUAUCGGUAUUGGCAAAAUAUCGGUCCUUCAAUAUCGGUUAUCGAAAUAUCUGUGAAUUUCCAUAUCGUUGCAUCAAUACUGGCUUCACCACUGGUUUAAACGUAAAUUUAUCGUAGCUCUUAUAUCACUCUUUAUAUAUUUUUCUCAGCUGUGCUCAAGGUUCCUGCUCGUCAAGUAUGCGGUUAUGAUCCUUGCAACGGAGAAUCAUGUCAAGAUAAUCCUUAUGCGAGGUGUCUGGUCACUUCAAAAUGUCGCCCUGUGUUUGUAAAUACUUUCAACGAACGGAUUCGCAAAUGUGAAAGUAAGGCAAUUAUAUUUCGCGAUGUUUAAAUAAAGUCAAAUCACUUGCUGAAAAUUGAUUCAGCGUAUGGGCCAGGGGCGAGCCACGGGAGGGGGAGGUGAGGUUCCCCCACUUUUCUUUAGGACUAAUUUUGUAAUUCUUCCAAAACUGAUGAGAAGCUAGGGUGCGUACCCAUGUAACACUCUUCAGAUGAUCAUAAAGUGAUAAAACGUGUCGAAAAUGCAUAAAUACAGUAGCGUUUCACAAAUCCUAAAAUAAAAAAAAUAUUCUGGGGAACCAUGCCCCCGGACGGACGGACAGCAUAGUUCUGUGUAUUCGACGAGUCGACCCCCAACACUUGUUUGGGGCUGCCUACGCCCCUGGUAUGGUCCACUGUAUAAAAUUAUCGAAUAAUAUUAUAAAAUAAUAUUUGCAUGUGAUAUCCGUCUCGCCAUUUAUUGUUAUAGUUAUUUCAUGUAGAUGAAGCUGCUUCAAAAAAUAACAGAAUAGUGGAAGCCAGGGAAGAGGAAUUCGAAGCAGAACCCGAUGUCGAUGAUGAUGGUGAUGAUGAUGAUGACGACGAUGAUCAACAGCAAGAAAAUAUUGAUCACGAUAAUGAUGAUAUUGGCUCCGAUAGCGAUGAUGAUAAUGGCUCCGAUAAUGAUGUUUACGAUAAUAAUCGAUAUUCAUACCCAAAGCAUUUUCAUGAUGAGGAACGUGGAAAUGAAAGAUUUAUUGGUGAUGAUGAUGAAGAUAGUGUUGAUCAUGAAGGUGCACAUGAGUAUGAUGGCGAAGAGAAUAAUGCAGAAGAGAAUGAGAGAAAUAUAAAUGCGUUCAAGAAUAAGUUGACUAAAGCAGAAGGCCAUCCCCAACAUCAUG